Dunckerocampus dactyliophorus (ringed pipefish) is the source of this 1720-nucleotide messenger RNA. It is a transcript of the gene drc10, whose product is annotated as IQ motif containing D. The record is from RefSeq and is a predicted model, not a curated record. Lineage: Eukaryota; Metazoa; Chordata; Actinopteri; Syngnathiformes; Syngnathidae. The transcript has 4 exons. Bases 1 to 1230 code for a protein of 409 amino acids.
AUGUCUGAAGGUCAGCAGAUAGAGACAGACACUAGCCAGCUCACAUUCUCCAAUCUCCAACAAGAUGACGAUUGGGAGGGUGCUCUGAUAGAUGAAGUGCCCCAGCCGAGGCUUCUCUCUCCUGAGGCUCAGACCAUUUCAAGCAUACUGGAGAACUGCAUCUGUCAAAUAGAGAUCGCAGCAUCUCUGCCUGUUGUCCGCAACAUAGUCCACCCGUCUCCUGAGAUAUGUGAGGAGUUCACAAGAACUCUUGAGGUGCAUCAGAUGUUAACUGAAAAGCUGGAAACGUCUAAUGGCCUCCAGAAGGAGUCAGGUGGAUCACCAGAAGAAGAAUGUGCGAAAAGGAGGAGGAGGGCUCAGCUUGAGAGAGACUUCAAGUACUCUGUCAGGGACCUGCUCAGGUUGUUUCGAACCCACCCUGAGGCUGUUAUGAGUUUCAGGCCAGAGGUCGACACAGAAAUUGGGGAGGCUGAAUACACUCUUAUCUUAGCGCUGAAACAUUUUCAUGGACAUAUGAUAGUGAGGUUGCAGACCAGCCCAGAAGAGGAAAUACUGCUAGCCGUCGAGACGGUGUCACCUGAUACGGAUCUAAUAGUCAAACUUGAAGAAACAGCGGCAGCCAUCAAACAAAAAGAUGUUGAGAUUUCCAAGAAGACAGAUGACCUCAGCAUUUUGGAGCGUCGCCUUCAAGAGAGCCAGACAGAAGAAGUGGACUGGCAGCUUGUUGCAGACGAACAGUGUCAGUCCCUCAUUAAAACUUCACAGGUGAAGCAGACGAGCAUUCAGCAGGAAAUAGACAAACUCAACAUUCGACUCCACACAAUGACGCUUAAAUAUAGAGAGGGGGAGAAAGUACUACAAGAGAUAAACGAAAAUGUGGAGAUGGAAAUGGAAUACUUGAUCCAAAAGUUUGAUGAUGAAAUAGGAGAGCACCAGGCUGAUCUAGAGUUAUGUCAGAUGGAUGUUGAGAGGGAAGAGGGGGAAUGCAAAAGACUGGAGAAGCCUUAUGCUGACAUAGAGAAGGAGUACAACUGCAUCAUGGAGAAGCGGCGGCUCGCGGAAGAGAAAAGAGUUACAGAGUUGAAGCUCAAGGUCACUCUUUAUUGUCAGUCCUGGUGGAGAGGCUACUGUACUCGCAAGGCCUUGGCCCUCAAUCCCAUCAAGCCUACCAAGAAGGGCAAAAAGAAGGGCAAGGGCAAGGGUAAGGGUAAGGGUAAGAAGAAAAAGUAGUAGUCCAACAGUAAAAUCACAACACUCUUAUCGGAGCAGCAGCAUGUUCCUGUCAGAAGAGGUUGCCUGGGGAAGGGGACCAUCAAUGGUUAAUCAUAUCACUUUGAAAAAUAUUACUAUACUCUUACUAUUACUAUAUUAUCACAUAUGAUGUUUCAGUCCGCCUUGAAAAGAAAAAACAAGUACAAAAUAAGGACACAAGUAUUGGGACACGUGGUUGCCACACCUCCAGGGAGUGACUGGCGACCAAUCAAGGUGUAGUCUGGAAUAGGCUCCAGUUUCCCUAUGAGCAGUAUAGAAAAUGCAGAUGGAUGGUUGUUUCUCGAUCAUGAAUGUAACUGGCUACACCAGUUUGUCUUGUUUUUAACCACAAGGUGGCGACAUUAGCCCGAUUAAUAAUAUAGAGGCGUAAUAGACUUAACUCGAGUUUGAACUACGUUUAAUUUGAAUUUGUUCUGUCGGAUUCAUCAUGUAGUAGAUGUUGCACAAA